GUAGACGACUAGGCGUGAGCCAGAGAGACGCCCAGCCGAGCCGUGCUGAGGAGUGGGGGAGCGGUGGAGAGAGUUCUCACCCCCCCUGUCUCCUGUGUGAGUGGAUGAGUCCGGAGUCUGGGCUGUCAUGGCGCUGCCCUGUGUAAGGCUGGGAGCUCUGCGGCUCCGUUCCGGGGCUCUCUACAGGUUCCUAUGUAGAAGCAGUAGCCACCAAGCAGCUGCUGCUGCAGAAGAAAUAGACAUUCCAAAGAAGAAGACCUGGGAUAAAACAGCUGUUCUGCAGGCACUAGCCUACACCGUGAACCAUGACCCAACAUCGGCUGGCUAUAGUUUUCAAGAUGAUCCUUACCUCUUGCCAAGAUCGAAUGCCGAUUAUAAUAUAUAUUCCAUGUCGAAAGAGUCGGGAAGAAAUGCUGCAAAAUAUAUAGUGAACAUGUAUCCCAAUCUAUUUGAGAACAACAUAGCCGAGCCUCUUAUUCCACUCCUGAUGCCGGAGAACGUCCAGCCACAGAUUGAAGCAAUCAGCGAAGAAGCCUUGACUGAGCGCAUUAAACUCAGGAAAGUCAAAGAGUCCGUGGACUUGUAUGACCAGCUUCUUCAAGCCGGAACACCACCAUCUAUAGAGACCGCAAAUCGACUUCUAGAUCUUCUGUGCUUUUACGGUGAUGGAGAUCCUGCAUCGGAGAGCCAGCCAAAUCCAGACCAGGAGAAUGAGACUACAAAUGGCCAGAAGAAUCUAGGUUUCCAGAAUAUGCCAGAAGUGAAGCGUUGGAGGGAUAACAACAAUGCAGAGAGAAUCUUUAACCUAAUGCCAGAAAAAGACGCGCAUUCCUUCCGAACCAUGAUUCGAGGAAUGGUGAAGCAUGCAGCUUUCAGCAAGGCAUUUGACAUGUACACAGAUCUUCUCAAUAACAGGCUAACCGGAGAUGUACACACUUUCAAUGCUCUCAUCACGGCCGUUCCAAGAGUUAAAAUUGACAGCAGAGAGAAGUGGGCUUCGAUGGUGGACCUGCUUAAUCAUAUGAUUCGGCAAAACGUUCAGCCAAAUUUGCUCACCUUCAACUCCAUCCUAAAAAGCUUGAGGAAAACCAACCUAAAAGGAAUAGCAGUACAAACGCUCAAUGAGAUGAAAGCCCUGAAUAUCGAGCCAAGUCUUGCAACAUUCAGCCACUUGCUGGUGGUGUUUUAUAGACCGGGUGAUUUCUCAGGCCAGGCUGAAGUUCUUGAUGAUAUUCUUCCAAAGAUCCAAGGAAAGUGCUUUACAGCCCAGGAUCCAGAUGAUGUGAAAUUCUUUGCAGAGGCAGUAAGAGUGUGUCUGGAAACAAAGGACAUAGAAAUGGCUUAUAAAUUGGAUGCCGUGAAGAACACUGGAGACAACUGGAAACUUCUUGGAAACCGCACCUUGGUGUCCUACUACUAUGGCAAGUUUUUUAACAUCCUCUGCCUGCUGGAGAGCCUUGACGUGGUCCUGAAGUGGUACAGAGAGAACAUUCCUUCUAGGUUUAUUCCUAAUAUAAAAGGGAUCGUGGAUCUUCUGCAGGUGAUAGAGAUGGAGAACCGCUUUGAGCUUCUACCUCAGAUCUGGAAAGAUGUCACUCUGAUCGGCCAUUCAAACAAGGAUGAAUUGUUGAGAGAAUUUCUUCAAAUAAUGACACGAGAGAAGCAGAAUCCAGAGCUCCAGAAUGAGUUUGCGAAUAUUGCUGCAUCCAUUAAAUCCAUCUAUGAAGCCGCUGGCAGCUCAUCGUCCCAUCUGAAGUCGUCUGCCACCACCUUGGGGGAUAUCGCCAUCUUGCUGUGCAGAGCUGGGAGAAGUGAGGAAACCUGGGCGACACUGAAGUUCUUCAGGUCCCAAAACCUGGUUCCUGGGUUACAUGUGAUUGACGAGCUCCUGGACUGUGCGAGAGCGUCGGGCGGCACCAGUGUGGCCUUUGACCUUGUGCAACUGGCCGUCAGCUACAGCUUGCCAAAUACAGCCAAGCUUGCCCAAACCGUGCUGGAUGAGUUCACACUUACUGAAGAGCAAAGGAUAACCCUACAAGACCUGACUCCGGACAGCGGUAGUAGUACUAGUAGCAGCAGCAGUGACAGUGAUCGGGACUGAGGUGACCUGCAGACACUUUUCCAUCAACCUCAUUACAUCUGGUGGUAGACUGCAUUUAUGGAAAUGUACACUUUAUUUUUUACAUUUUUUCAACUUGUGCAUAUAUUAAAUUAUGAAAAACAAAAU
Molecule: messenger RNA, 2227 nt
Organism: Rana temporaria (common frog)
Lineage: Eukaryota; Metazoa; Chordata; Amphibia; Anura; Ranidae
Gene: PTCD3
Product: pentatricopeptide repeat domain 3
Exons: 24
Coding region: 128-2101 (657 amino acids)
Biological process (GO): mitochondrial translation
Cellular component (GO): mitochondrion
Molecular function (GO): protein binding; rRNA binding; ribosomal small subunit binding
Source: RefSeq, a predicted model, not a curated record